Molecule: messenger RNA, 3332 nt
Organism: Serpula lacrymans var. lacrymans S7.9
Lineage: Eukaryota; Fungi; Basidiomycota; Agaricomycetes; Boletales; Serpulaceae
Exons: 1
Coding region: 1-3087 (1028 amino acids)
Biological process (GO): chromatin remodeling
Cellular component (GO): cytoplasm
Source: RefSeq, a predicted model, not a curated record
AUGACAACGUGGGGCCAAGUCUUUAUGCUGUGCGGCUCAGUGAUAGGAGGAAUCGAGGGAAAGGGAAAAGGCAAAGAUAGAGAUGAUGAAACCAAAGAAGCUGCCGCGCGGUGCCUGUGGUCACUAUUGAGAGAGCGAACCUCCCAGGACACGCCUCCAGGUCUUCAUGGAGAUCGUGCUCAGACGCGUCUCGUAGAGUUUUGCACGCACUCUCAGACAGAGCAAUUUAUUCCAAUUGUUGGACAGACCUUGAACUCUCUCCUUGGUUCAGCAUUGUCUCCCCAUCUACCGCUGCAACGCAUCUCAUUGCAGGUACUUCGUGUCUUAAUUGCCCUGUAUGCCCCAGAGUCUUUUGUACCCUCUAUCCUCCCUGGCGUUGUUAGCAUCACCACCAAAAUUGCUCUAGGCAUUUCUGGAAACAAAGGGUGGGCAAAUGGGGCUAUUGUCGCCCUUUCACUCGCAGUUAUGCAGCAAGUCAUAGUAAGGUCUAUCGGCGAUGAUGUCUGUCUAAAAGAAGGUGCGGUGCGCAGUGUUGUUGACCUUGAGGACUUCGCUCAGUUCGUGAAGCCCCCUGAAAUGGAGAUCAAGUCAGACGAACUACCCCGUUAUUUCACCGCUCGAACUUCUACUUGGCUACGGGCUUCGACUUCGCAGUUGCAUAUAGCUCUGAACACGCUGACGCCGCUUGUGACACACCCGACAAUAGCUGCCCUGCUCGGAUUGUGCGCAUUUGCAGAAACAAUCCUUGCGUCCACUUCUCUUACACUACCACAAUCCCAACCGCUUCUACUGUCGUUUCUUCUGUCGCUAUCUAACUCGCCAUUCCCCAAAGUGUCACAAACUGCACAAGAGUCAUUUUCGAAUCUACUGUCUCCCACCAACUCAAACCGGCACUCCUUGAUACAGACGUUGCUACAUAUAUCAAAAGAAAACAUCUCGGCCUUGCCUCGCCUGAUUUCCUCACAAGCUGAUGCAAAGGUAGACCAUGCUGCAGGCCAAAUUGAAGCCAUCUGUCGGUUGUCUGGAUCACUCUCAUCAACACAUAAAAACGUUGGUCUGUCCUCGGUCUCUGGAGGAAUCGACUUGCUCCUUGGUCCAACAGGAGGCAUCGAAAAAUGGGGCUGGAGCUUGCUCGCUGUUCUGGACUUUGUCAGCCCCGCCAUCGCCAUAUCUAAGGCUCCUGUCGCCCAGCUACUACUAGAAGACAACUCUGACGGCGCCAACCGUAUUUCUUUCCCCGAGGUCACGUUGAAGAACGUACAGUCACGAAGUGCCUAUGCAGCUUUAAGUCGAAUGUUCCGUGCACUUGGUAGUGCAAGCAGCGAAAGCUCUUUUUAUGCUGUGGAAUGGUUUAUCAGUACUGGUUACAAAGGGCACACUAGCAGCGCUGUUGCGGCAUUGUGGUGUGCGGCACGUCUCUUAGAGGGCAUCGGAAAUAUCUCGCUUGAUCAUGAGGGCAUUGCUGAUCCUUCGAGUCAGCCACGAAGAAAGGCACUGGAAAAGUUUGUCAGAGGUCUUGCGCGGGAUAUCGCCGAGUCGUGGGACGAUGGCCACGACGAGCAAUCUGACAACGUCCCCGAGGAACCAAAGGUUGACAACGAUCUACAUACUGAAAUCAUCAAAGGUGUCAAUCCUAUUCAUGCAACCCUACAAUUAAUAAAACCUCAUAGUUCAUCAACUCCCAAACCCACUACUCAGCCUCUUUUGCAUCAGGUUCUUUCUCUUCAUCUACUCUCCAUAUCAGCUGGUAUCUUGCAAGCACGAUUUACUCCCCUGCUAAUUCACGUCCUCUAUCCAAUCUUGCGUUCCCUGGUUUCCCCAGUAUCAUACAUAUCAUUGACUGCACUGGCCACGCUAAAUUUCAUCACGGAUUAUACGUCGUACGCAUCCCCCGCUAAUCUUCUAUUGUCACACUUCGAUUAUGCUCUGGAUGCCGUUUCGCGGAGGUUGACUCACAGAUGGCUUGAUAUUGAAGCAACCAAGGUUCUCGCCGUCUUGGUUCGUUUAGUAGGAAGCGACGUAGUUCAAAAAGCGGGAGAUGUCGUCGAGGAAUGCUUUGACCGCUUGGAUGAAUUUCAUGGCUAUGAAGUUAUUGUCGAGGGUUUGGUGGAAGUCCUUGGGGAAGUUUUGAAGGUUAUUGAAAUGGACGAAACAUUAUCACAGCCUACUCAAGGAAAACCACAGCCAGAGGGAGUCAUCCCUACCUCGUCACUCCAACCACUAUUUGAAUGGGUUGCACAUAGAAAGGAUCCUCCCGAAGUAGACGAUACGGACUACGGUCCAGCUCCUCGGGGACCAUGGGGGGAAAAUACCGUGCCAGAAGAUGAAACAAAGGAAGAGGACCAGCCAAUAAAUGCUCCAUCACAACCUGAGGCCAGCGACGAUCCUCCACCGACGCCAACACAAGCCUUAACGAAGCAAAUCGUCUCUCGAUCCAUCUAUUUCUUAACUCACGGGUCUGCUGUGAUUCGGGCUCGAAUCCUAAUGUUGUUGAGUUCAGCAACGCCCGUAUUACCAGAAUCGGCGCUGUUGCCAUCGAUUCAUCAGGCAUGGCCAUUCAUUCUGAAGCGGCUCAGCGACAAGGAGCCUUUUGUCGUCAGUGCUACUGCCACACUCAUAGAAUCGCUAGCCAGCCACGUUGGUGAUUUCAUGGGAAGGCGAAUAUGGGAUGAUGUCUGGCCUCGGUUUCAGAGUAUCCUAAAGCAACUAGACAAAGCAGACGCCCAAAAUGCACUUGCUCGCCGCGGUCGUAGUGCCGUUGGAACUGAAUCUGCAUAUACUCAUUCCCAUCGUUUAUACCGCUCUAUUUUGAAAACAAUGAUUGCGGCGGUCAAUGGCGUGCAUAUCCAAGAUAAUGCUAUUUGGCAAGUCAUUCUCGCCUUCAGGCGUUUCUUGCAUAGUCAAGUACAUGAAGAAUUACAAGGCUAUGCGACGGAACUUUAUAUAUCUAUCGGCAGAAAUAACUGGGACGCAGUUUGGCUGGCUUUAACGGCCACUUCAGGGCGCUUGGAGGGAGAAAUGGUGUUCAUGAAGGAGGAAAUUUGGGAUAUAGACCGUAACGUGGGUGUAAUUCUGUCGCGUGAGUAGUUAGGUGAGAUGAUAAAUCUGCUGGUAUAAUCAAUGAUCACGAUUUUGUUGACGGAAUAUGUCUACGAAGUUCUACACCUGCUUCCCUAAAAAGCUUGGCGGAAGCUUCAUCUCUAAAAAAGAGUCAGAACUUACGGAAUUAAUGUUGAUGGUAGAGAGUGCACGUACACUUUAUAGCUAAGAUUGUACACGACCGUCUUAACAUCGCUUUGUAUUAUUUUAAUUGUACAUCUCAAGCACGGACA